CUUCCCAGCAUUCCCUGCAACUCAAGAUGGACGAGCUCAAUGUAGAAGUCCUCGGUCCUCACGGGGCGUAUUAUAAGGCAACUGUGAUGGACAUGAUAGGAGAUGAGGUCCUGGUGCGCUACGAGGGGGACUGGUGCCAGGAGACCCGUGUAGCCAUGACAGGUGUCAGAUUACCUCCCCCUGGGGGUCCUUCACCCGUUGAAUACCCAGAGGGUACAGAGGUGGAGAUCUACGACCGCUUGAUGAAUGCUCCUUACUCUGCAUAUUGGAAAGCUACGAUAAAGAUGUCCAAAGGAGAUUUCCAUGUAGUAGAAUUCACUGGAUUACAGUUAACAAGUGGUGAGAACAUCUUCCCCUCAGAGAAGAUCAGACUGAGAAACCCCAAUCCUCCCAUCACACCUAAAACCUUCUACAAAGUGGAGGUGGAAGUACCAGAGGACAUCAGAGAUUAGUA
Messenger RNA from Penaeus vannamei (Pacific white shrimp), 454 nucleotides. Lineage: Eukaryota; Metazoa; Arthropoda; Malacostraca; Decapoda; Penaeidae. The record is from RefSeq and is a predicted model, not a curated record.